Messenger RNA from Arthroderma uncinatum, 1275 nucleotides. Its product is annotated as diacylglycerol o-acyltransferase. Gene Ontology annotation, molecular function: diacylglycerol O-acyltransferase activity. The record is from RefSeq and is a predicted model, not a curated record. The transcript has 2 exons. Lineage: Eukaryota; Fungi; Ascomycota; Eurotiomycetes; Onygenales; Arthrodermataceae. Gene Ontology annotation, cellular component: endoplasmic reticulum membrane. The coding region runs from base 1 to 1275 and encodes 424 amino acids. Gene Ontology annotation, biological process: triglyceride biosynthetic process.
AUGAACGGGCAAUCUGUGGAGGACUAUACGGGCUCCAUGCGACAGUUCCGACGCAUGGUGAACUCGUCUCCGGAUACAUUAGACAACGAUUCCUCUUCGGCAAGCAGUACAGCAUAUGGGUUAUCUGCGUCUCAGUUUGCUCAAAGAAGCCAGGGCCUGGUCAGGACGAGGUCGGAUUCGUUUAAACCGAACGAUACUACCACAACUCUCCAGACUCGGUCUGGUGACGCUUAUUCUCAGCGUAGGGGGAUUCGAUGGGCUCCGCUAAAUAUCAGCCUUAAAAGACGACUCCAGACUCUCGUUGUGCUGCUUCACACAAUCUCCAUCGCCUUUUGCCUGAUGUCCUUCUUCUUCUGCUGCGCAAUCCCUCUAUUCUGGCCAAUUCUAUUCCCAUAUGUGAUCUACAUCUCGCUAUUUUCCAAAGCUGCAACGGACGGAAAUCUAUCUCGACGGAACAACUUCAUUCGAUCCCUCCCCAUCUGGAAGCUGUUCGGGUCAUAUUUCCCAGCUCGCCUUCACCGUACAGUACAACUCCCACCAACUAGAAAGUAUAUUUUCGGUUACCAUCCGCAUGGAAUCAUCUCCCAUGGGGCUUUUGCGGCGUUCGCUACCGAGGGUCUGGGCUUUUCGAAGCUAUUCCCGGGAAUUACCAAUACGCUACUUACGCUGGACUCCAAUUUCCGUCUCCCCUUCUACCGUGACUGGGCACUGGCAAUGGGUUUAGGCAGUGUAUCGCGAGAAUCAUGCGAGAAUAUCCUCUCGAAGGGUGGCUUGAAUAAAGAAGGCAUGGGGCGGGCAAUUACCAUCGUCAUAGGCGGGGCGCGAGAGUCUCUCGAUGCUAGACCAAAUACUCUCCGCCUGAUACUUCGUCGACGAAAGGGAUUCGUGAAGCUUGCUAUUCGGACGGGCGCGGAUCUCGUUCCUAUCCUCGCAUUUGGCGAAAACGAGCUUUACGAGCAGAUAGAUUCUGAUCAGCAUCCGCUCAUUCAUAAAUUUCAAAUGCUCGUCAAGAGUUCGAUGGGCUUUACGAUUCCGCUUUUCCAUGCUCGAGGGGUAUUUAAUUAUGAUGUUGGCUUAAUGCCGUACCGAAGACCGUUGAAUAUCGUUGUCGGUAGACCGAUUCACGUUAUCCAACAGAGCGAUAGGAAUAAGAUUGAAGAUGCAUACGUUGACGAGCUGCAUGAGAAAUACAUCCGGGAACUGGAGAAGCUGUGGGACGAGUGGAAGGAUACUUUUGCCCCCGACCGGAUCUCCGAGCUUGAGAUCACCGCUUAG